This is a messenger RNA of Drosophila willistoni, 1223 nucleotides long. It is a transcript of the gene fig, whose product is annotated as protein phosphatase PTC7 homolog fig. NCBI's taxonomy places the organism in Eukaryota, Metazoa, Arthropoda, Insecta, Diptera, Drosophilidae. The coding region runs from base 126 to 1073 and encodes 315 amino acids. The transcript has a single exon. The record is from RefSeq and is a predicted model, not a curated record.
AAUUUUCCUUUUUUUUUUUUAAAUGUUAAUAUUUUAUUUGUGUUGUAUCAGCUUUAGAGUUUUUCUCAAUUUCCUAAAUUCGACAAAAAAGAAAAUCUAAAAAUUGCUAACCAUUUUUUUACAAGAUGUUGAGCUCAUUGGCAGGAAAAUUGCAAGGGAAAACUAAAUUCUUAAUCGAUGUAUUGAAAUUUUACGAUGCUCGAAUGUUAAAAUCCUCAUCUAUGUCAGGAAUUGGGAAACGCGGAGAUCCCUAUCUAGUGAAAGUGGUGCAGGGAAGAUCCCGAAAACAUAGUAUUGCCAGUGCAAAGGAUAAUCAUCGAUAUGGCGAGGAUAGCUGGUUUAUUAGCUCAACGCCCAAGGCUGAGGUUAUGGGCGUGGCCGAUGGCGUAGGUGGUUGGAGUGAGUUGGGCAUAGAUUCAGGACUCUUUGCCAGUGAAUUGAUGUUUUGGUGUGCAAACUAUGCCAAACGUGAGAGCUUCGAUGGGAGAACUCCACUUGAUCUCUUGAUUGAGAGUUACAGCGAAAUCAAAGGUAAAACCGAUCCAAUUGUGGGAAGCAGUACAGCCUGUCUGGUAUCUCUGAAUCGACGAGACUGCACCAUGCAUUCAGCUAAUCUGGGUGACAGUGGCUUUCUGGUCAUACGAAAUGGUCGUAUGCUGCAUCGUUCCGAGGAGCAAGUACAUGAUUUCAAUGCGCCAUAUCAGUUGACAGUGGUGCCCAAUGAACGAUUCGAUAAUGUGUAUUGUGAUCGACCCGAGUUGGCCGACUCAACUAGAUUGCCUUUGCAGGAGGGAGAUCUUGUACUUUUGGCCACCGAUGGUCUGUUCGACAAUGUGCCCGAAAGUCUGAUAGUCAAGACAUUGGGUAAAUAUCAGGGUGUGACUAGAGAAGAAGAUUUACAAUCGGCUGCAAAUAGUUUAGUCCAUAUGGCAAAAGAUCUCUCGAUUAGCCCUAAUUUCGAAUCACCAUUCGCCCUCAAGGCGAAGGCCUUCGAAGUGGAUUAUCCAGGUGGCGGCAAGCCAGAUGAUAUCACUGUUAUCUUGGCAACUGUUGCAGUGCCACAAAAUGACUAAAUCUGAUCCUGUCUUAUCAGUUUGAAGAGGCCUUUCACUUCAAGGUGUUGCUGUAGGUGUUUAUUUGUGUAAAUAUUUUAUAUUUGAUGCCUAUCAGAAGUCAACAAAAACCAGCGAUAAAAAUUAUUAUAGUAUAAAACAAAAAAAAAA